This is a messenger RNA of Trichoplusia ni (cabbage looper), 4483 nucleotides long. RefSeq names its product activated Cdc42 kinase-like (gene Ack-like). Gene Ontology annotation, biological process: protein phosphorylation. The record is from RefSeq and is a predicted model, not a curated record. Lineage: Eukaryota; Metazoa; Arthropoda; Insecta; Lepidoptera; Noctuidae. Gene Ontology annotation, molecular function: protein tyrosine kinase activity; ATP binding. The transcript is spliced from 34 exons. Bases 182 to 4003 code for a protein of 1273 amino acids.
UUGACUUGACUGACGUGAUAAACUUUAGCUUUACUAUUUACUUAUUUGAGUGUUAGCUUGGUAUAAUCUAUGAGUUUAGCUCUCAAAAUACUUUGGUGUGUGGUGCACAUUGGUGAUUUUUUGUUUAUAUUAUUAUUUAUAUCAAUAUAAUAAUCUUUUUCGUAGUGACCCUCAAAGCAUUAUGGCUUUUCCAGAAUCGGCCGCUGGAGUUGAAGAUCGAGAAUAUUUAAAUGAUUUCUUGGAAGAAGCAGAACUUCAACAGUAUUAUGAGUUGUUUAGGGACAUAUUAAAAGUAACAAAGGUAUCACAACUUAAGUUUGUUCUCACUGAGGACCUAGUUCAAAUUGGUAUGUCAAGACCAGAGCAGAGACGCUACAAAAAGAUAUAUUCAAAGUAUUUUCCUAAUCCCUACAUAUCAAAAAUACGCAAAAUGUUAAAAUCUCAUAAAAAAAGAGACCAAAAUUUACAAGGGCCUUCAUGCCUGCCAUUAGAAUCUCAACCAUUUUUUGACAACAAUGUAAAAGUGCCUACAAAACACAUAAUAUCCAUUGAGGAUAUCACAAUUAAUAAGGAACUUGGUAUGGGCCAGUUUGGAGUAGUGCAACAGGGUACAUGGACCACCGGGAACCAGAGGUUGCAAGUAGCAAUCAAAUGUCUUGGCCAUGAGAGAAUGACAUCAAAUUCUACAGAGUUUCUGAAGGAAGCUGCAGUGAUGCACAGUAUUGAACAUCCUAAUAUUGUUCGAUUAUAUGGUGUUGUACUUCAUUUAGACUCUCUGAUGUUGGUGACAGAGUUGGCUCCACUUCGUUCUCUCUUGGAGUGUCUACGCGAAGUAUCUCUUCGACUUAAUUUCCCAGUCCCAAACCUCUGCGAGUUUGCGGAACAGAUCUGUGAUGGCAUGACUUAUCUAGAAAGUAAAAGACUGAUUCAUAGGGACCUGGCGGCAAGAAAUAUUUUAGUAUUUAGCAAAGAUAGAGUCAAAAUUUCCGAUUUCGGACUUUCCCGAGCCCUGGGUGUCGGCAAAGAUUAUUAUCAAACAAAUUAUAACGUAAAUCUUAAGCUACCCGUGGCAUGGUGUGCCCCAGAAUGCAUUUUAUUUCUGCGUUUUACGUCUGCAAGUGACGUAUGGGCGUUUGGUGUAUGCUUAUGGGAAAUGUUCACGUAUGGCUUUCAACCGUGGGCUGCUUUCUCUGGGCAGCAAAUAUUAGAAGCAAUUGAUUCCCCUAAUUUCCAGAGGCUGGAGAGACCGGAGUGCUGUCCCGAAGCAUACUACACUACAAUGUUGGAGUGUUGGGCUCAUGACUUCAAUAAUAGACCGAAGUUUAAAGACUUGGGGCCUAAACUACGCAGUAUACGACCUGAGCAGGCUCAGGCGACCACAAAUUUCCAAAAACCAGACGAGGGCAGGCGUAAUAGUUUCCUAGAGUACAAAGCAGGACAAGUUAUAACAGUAUUAGGAAAAGAGACAAUGACAAAAUCUCCGCUAUGGUACGGAGUGCUACCAGGCGGCGCGUGUGGUAUGUUCGACCCCACUCAAACCAAACCAUACAUCCCACCAGAAAAAAAUGUAUGUCACGUAACGGGUACGUUAUCACCAAACCCGACUCGUCACUCGGCGCGGUCGAUACGCACGUCGCUGCUGCGGUCGGACGUCAAACGUCACACGUACACGGGCAAGCGGACGAUACAGCGCAGCAUGAUCUCGAGCCCGCAGGGAGACGUCAAGCACACGGGACACGUCGGCCUCGACGGCGCGUACUUCGGAGAUAUAUCCUUCUUGGACCCCGCCGGCUGUCCUCCUCGCCAAGUGGUGACACCUUAUAAACCAUCGGAAGACUUGGAGCAAGUUCCUCUCAUCAAUCCGAACUCGCCGUCGCAUUUGACGGGCGCUUCGGGCACCACCCCGUAUCCAAUGCUGACAUCACAUAAGCCUAACACGAGACCAGACUGCGACGAAAUUGAUCUUUCUUGUGAAAGCAGAACAAGAAGUUUGAGAAGAUCAAGCCAAAGAACGAUAUCGGAGCCAACGACAAGCAAAAGUAUUCUUAGUAAGGUGCGAUGUGCGACGCUCGGCAGGUCCCACAAAACAGACAACGGUGCAGUACCCAAGACAGACGAAAUUCAUGAAUAUCACGAAAUAUCUGACACCGACACGGAGCCGAUAAAUAACUCCACUAACUACCGAUCCCCCUCAAAGCGUAAUCCAGAUAUUCGAAAGAGUACUGACUUCAGCGAGAGCCUGCUAGAAGAGAUGGAAGAGAUGUUCAGGACUCUCGAUCAGAGGAAUAACGACGAGUCGGGUUCUUCCAAGCUACCCGAGCACCCUUUCAGCUAUGCUACUUGCAUUAUCCGAUGCAAUCUGGAUCCCAAUGAUCCUGGAAGCUGCAUCCACGAAGGAGGGAAUAAUUGCCGUCUUAUCGCACGGAUUGUGGAACUGCUCAGAGAAUACCCUUCGCAUAAGAUAAUGGUAUCCGGGGAUUUUUUCGUGGUUGAGCCAGCACCGCCUGGCCAACCUAGCAGGUCGGGCCAAAGCGACGCCAUCGAGAGACCCUACGACGUUAAGAGUGUUGGGGAGCAAGUACCAUCGCAACAAGUCGAAAUACACAACAAAUAUUACCGCCGCCCUUCGCCUGCGGGAAAUGCGCCGCAUACGAUGUCUAGAAGCGAGCGUAAGAAAAUAUUAGCUUCGUCCACUGUGAAGCCAAUGUCGGCUCAUGAUGAGAGGACUCUGAAUACGGCCGUUGCCCUUGCCAAUGAAAUCACGUCACGCUCGAUGACCGACCUCGGAACUGAAAGGAAGGCUCCACAGUCCCCAAACGACCGCAACAAGUUCGUCUUCAAAUUCCCAUUUCCACUGCACCACGGCAUUAUGAACGACGCCGACAAGGAUAAGGAAUCAACAGGGAGGCAGGAAAGACGCAACUUCAGCGAGGAAGCCAAAAGUGUGCCAGACCUGCAGUCCACCAUAACGGAGGAGAGCAAGCUAGCUUACACUAGUUUGAUUGAGGAGCCGACUCCGUCGACCUCCAUGAUGGCAUACAGUCAUGCUUCCGUCGAAAAGAGCAUCCUGAAGCCGGGCACUUCGACCAAGCAGCCACGCUCCCCGACCGUGGCAUUCACCGCUCAGCCAACGACAUCCUCCGAGGAGCCUAUUGACGUCGAAACCUACGCAUGCAACGUGCUGCCUCUGCCGCCUCGUACCAACAAGCCGAAACUGGUUGACAAGCCGCGCCACAUCCGCAAGUACCCGCUGAAGCUGCCGUCCGAGGCUAAAACAACGCAGACCGAGCUGACUGGCGUGCACGUCAUCCAGCCCAUUAUCUACCAGAACACUCAGGCUGACGACCAAGAUGUUACAUCCAGCGUCAAUCAACCAACACUCAUGACGGGUGAGGUAACCCGCCACCCUGAAGAUGCUUUCGUCGGUCCUACGGUCGUGCACGUACCGUAUGUUUUGGCUGUUAUGUCGGCCCAAAACCUGCCCCAGGUGGUGGCUCGUGUGUCUGUGGACGAGACCGGCACUCCGCCCGCGUUGGCCAAUACCAAUCCUUUCGUGGGUGAUGACCAAAUAGAAAAGGACGACAAACCGCCUAUGUCUGCUGAGGAGUUUUUCGCUACAACCAAAGCCCGCCCACCGGUGGCUAUUAUAUUCGAAGAUAGUGAUGAGAUCAUUCCUUUUAGUUCGGUUACAGAUGACCAAGUCUCGGUCGAAGAUCUGCUGGAGCUCAACUACCGCCCCUGCGGCAGGCAGAGUGGGUUAGAGUCUGAUGAAGUCCGCAUCAUGUGCAAAGUCCUGAAGAACGAGGCUACUGCUGAAGAUUGCCUGGAGGCACUGAACGUCUCUGACUGGGACGUCCACAGCGCCAUCAAGGUGGCCCGCGUCAAGCAUGCUGUCGGUGACAAAGCCACCUUCCAAGAGUGCAUGGACACUCUUGACCAGUACAACAACGAUGUAAUCACAUCCAUCACAGCUAUUCACGUGCAGGACCCCAGUCUCACCUAAAUCCAUUCCAGACUUCGAGAUGAUGAGCAAGAAUUAAACAUCUGUACUAUUGCAAACCUAUUUUAAUGAAUUUCUUGAAUUUUUAUCGAACUAAGUCUUGCCAAGAGCAAAGUUUAACAUAAGUUUUUGUCGUUUUCUGCGCUAAUAUGAAUGUCAAUUUAAUAUUAUAUUAUCAUGUGUCAACUUAUAAUAGAAUGUAGGCCUAUAACUAUGUAACUCAUUUACUCUGAAGAUGUACCUGUCUGACAGAUAGGCUUGAAGAUGAUUCUACCUAUUCAGGGCGUUCUUUUAAAUUUUAAUUAAUAUUUAUGUCAAAAUAUCGGUAAUACCGAGUGUAGGUUAAGCCAUUUUUCUCUUGAAACAUGUAAUUCAUGUUCAACUAAUUUAUUGUAAUGGUCCAAGGACCUAAUGCAGUAUUAGUAUAAGAUCUUCGAUCAUAUUUGAGCAUUGUGCUAAAAUAUUCUAAAUAAACUCUUAAGG